ACAGUGCCUGGCUGGGUGAUUGAUAUUUUUGCCAAGUUACAACAUUACUUGCAAUUUGAUUUUAUGUAUUUUGUCGUUUAUUAUUUAAAAAUUUAACAAAUAAGUACAGCAUUAGCGGCCAAUAAACUUUCCGCGUCGUUUAAAGUAGAUUUGAUGGUGUUCGCGAUGCUUUAGAUUAUGUAGCAGCGGAGAAAUCGAAUCCAGAUAUGGCAGAUCCUGACCCAGAAACCCUCCUAGAAUGGCUGAACAGCGGCCUGGGAGACGAGAGGGACAUGCAACUGAUCGCCCUAGAGCAACUCUGCAUGUUACUCCUCAUGUCCGAUAAUGUCGACCGAUGCUUCGAAAGUUGCCCCCCACGCACAUUUUUACCCGCCUUGUGUAGGAUAUUCCUGGAUGAGCAGGCACCAGAGAAUGUGCUCGAAGUAACAGCCAGAGCCAUAACUUAUUACCUGGAUGUAUCGGCCGAAUGUACUAGAAGAAUCGUGGCCAUAGAUGGAGCCAUCAAAGCCAUCUGUAACCGAUUGGUUAUUGUCGAACUGGCUAGUCGUACCAGCAAAGAUCUCGCAGAGCAAUGCGUCAAAGUUUUAGAGUUGAUUUGUACCCGAGAAGCUGGAGCGGUCUUUGAUGCGGGAGGGCUCAGCUGUAUCUUACCAUUUAUUAGAGAUAACGGACAGCUGGUGCAUAAGGACACCCUCCAUUCCGCCAUGGCAGUCGUGUCUCGUUUGUGUACCAAAAUGGAGCCGGCUGAUGCGCAACUUCCCGGGUGUGUUGAGGCUCUAAGCGCCCUAUUGCAACAUGAGGAUCCCCACGUGGCGGACGGGGCUUUAAGAUGUUUUGCCUCUAUUGCAGACAGGUUUACUAGAAGGGGUGUUGAUCCUGCCCCAUUGGCCCAGCAUGGAUUGGUAAAGGAGCUCUUGGGACGCCUCUCGAACGCAGCAGGCCCGACUACGGCUUCCGGCACCCAAAGUACCCCAGGAAAAACACAAAACGUACCUCCAGCCGAUACUAAAGCGACCAUAGCGUCGGUUUCUACCAUUAUAAGUUUAUUGUCAACUUUAUGUCGAGGUUCUCCGAUUAUUACACAUGAUCUGCUACGGUCAGAAUUGUUGGACGCGAUAGAAAAAGCUCUUAAGGGAGACGAACGCUGCGCCCUGGACUCCAUGCGACUGGUCGAUUUGCUGCUGGUACUUUUGUUUGAAGGGCGCAGGGCCUUGGGUAAACCAGGUUCGAGCACAUCGGGUCAAUUGAUGCCCAGGAUAAGAAGGAUGGAUUCUGCCGCAGAAAAAUCUCAUAGGCAACUGAUUGAUUGUAUUAGAUCAAAAGACACUGAUGCCCUAAUACAGGCUAUCGAGAAUGGUGGAAUUGAGGUGAACUUUAUGGAUGACGUCGGUCAGACCCUCUUAAACUGGGCUUCGGCCUUCGGCACCCAAGAAAUGGUCGAAUAUUUAUGCGAAAAGGGGGCGGACGUGAAUAAGGGGCAACGCUCCUCAUCGCUGCAUUACGCCGCUUGUUUUGGACGUCCCACCAUAGCCAAAGUGUUGUUAAGAUACGGCGCCAAUCCCGAUUUGAGGGACGAGGAUGGAAAAACGCCAUUGGACAAGGCCAGAGAGAGAGCGGACGAGGGCCAUAGGGAAGUUGCCGCAAUUUUACAGUCACCUGGUGAAUGGAUGGUAUCGCUAGACAAAGACCGUGCCCGCAAAUCGGAAUCCGAAGCGGAAGAGAACCCGGAACCAAAAGGGGAUCCGGAAAUGGCUCCUAUUUACUUGCAACGGCUUUUGCCGACGUUCUGUAGCACGUUCCAGCUGACGAUGCUGCCCAGCGUGAGGAAGGCGAGCCUGGGCCUUAUUAAAAAGAUGAUCCAUUACAUCCAGGCGGAUUUGUUGGAACAAUUGUGUAACUUGGAGACUUGCGUGCCGAAUUUCGCGUCGCAAUUGGUCGAAGUUGUGUCUAACGUUUUGGAUAAUGAGGACGACGAGGAAGGACAUUCGGUGGUCCUAAGCAUAAUCCAGGACCUGAUGGUGAAAAAUCAAAAAGUAUUUUUGGACCAUUUCGCCCGUUUGGGCAUUUUUAGUAAAGUGCACGCCCUGGCGGCCCCUCCGGAUCCCCACGAGACCGAAGAAGGCGAUUUGGCACAAGCAGAACCUGCCGCAGACCAACAACAGCAGCAACAACAACCGGUGGAAGAUGCCAAAGAGAUUUUGGCGGGUAAAGCGUAUCAUUGGCGUGACUGGUCAAUAUGUCGCGGCAGAGAUUGUCUUUAUUUGUGGAGUGACGCGGCCGCUCUCGAAUUGUCAAACGGUUCUAAUGGGUGGUUCCGGUUCAUUUUAGAUGGGAAAUUGGCCACGAUGUACUCGAGCGGGUCGCCCGAGGGUGGCGCCGAUACCACCGGCAAAUCGAGGGCAGCGGACUCACUCACCACCGAAGAGAAUCGCGGCGAGUUUUUGGAGAAACUACAAAGGGCCCGUGCCGCCGUUAGGGUGACGAACAAUUCGAUCCCGAUUUUAUCGAAACCCGGCCCCACCAGGUUGGUGGUCGGUAAUUGGUCCCUGGUGUCGAAAAGAGACGCGGAGGUUCAUAUUCACAACUCGGACGGGCAGCAGCAAACCACGAUUUUACGGGACGACCUACCCGGAUUUAUAUUCGAGAGUAAUCGGGGCACUAAGCACUCGUUUAUUGCCGAGACAAGUUUAGGUUCGGAAUUUGCUGCGGGCUGGACGAGCAAGAAAGGCAAGCGACUACGCUCACGGACCGAGGCGACCAAAAUCAAAGUGAAAUACCUCGCGCAUCAACUUUACGAGCAGUACUUUAGGGCGGCGCAGGCGCAACCCCGCGGCAUAGUCGCCCAAUUAGGAAAUAUCGUAGCCCAAAUCGAGCGCGCGUGUCAAAAACAAGGCUCUUAUGGAAACAAUCGGGAGGGCGCCAACUCCUGGAGGGAAAUUCUCGAGAACGCCUUGGGCGCCCUCACGCAAAUUUUGAAAGACGACGGCGUGGUGAGCGCUUAUGAACUAUACAGUUCCGGCCUGAUCCAGGCCCUAUUGAAUUUAUUGUCUGUCAGUUAUUGGGACCAGGGUCUAAAAUCAAGUAAAGUAAACAAAUACCAGAAACAAAGGAUCCAAGUGUUCAAAGAGUGUUUUAAGGCGAAAUCGAUCGACGAGAACCCGGUGGCCAUAUUGGUGCAGAAACUGAUCGCCGUAUUGGAGAGCGUCGAAAAAUUCCCGGUAUUCGUUUACGACACCCCGGGGUCCGGUUACGGGCUGCAGGUACUCACCCGCCGCCUCAGGUUCCGCCUGGAGAGGGCGCAGGGGGCGGACAGCACCCUUAUCGACCGGACCGGCCGAGGUUUAAAAAUGGAACCGUUGGCCACUGUGUCGCAGUUGGAACGUUAUUUAUUGAAAAUGGUCGCCAAACAGUGGUACGACUACGACAGGACCACUUUUCAAUUCUUGAAGAAGAUGAAAGACCCGAAACAUCAGCUGUUUAAGUACGCGAGCGACUUCGACGAGAACGGGAUCAUUUAUUUUAUUGGAACCAACGGAAAAACAAGUUGCGAAUGGGUGAACCCGGCCCAAUACGGUCUCGUGACCGUGACCAGCUCGGACGGGCGCAAUCUACCGUACGGCCGACUGGAGGACAUCGUGUCCCGCGAAUCAUCAGCCUUAAAUUGUCACACGAACGACGACAAAAGGGCGUGGUUCAGUAUCGAUCUCGGCCUUUUCAUGGUGCCGUCCGCGUACACUUUGCGACACGCCCGCGGCUACGGACGGUCCGCCCUCAGGAAUUGGCACUUUCAGAUGUCGAAAGACGGCACCGCUUGGACGACGAUGCAGGCGCACACCCACGAUGUUUCCUUGAACGAACCGGGCAGUACCGCCACGUGGCCCAUCGAACCGCCAUCUGACGAACAAGGUUGGAGGUACGUGCGUAUCCAGCAAGCAGGAAAGAAUGCCUCCGGUCAAACGCACUAUCUGAGCCUCUCAGGAUUCGAGAUUUACGGUCAGGUGACCUCAGUAUGCGAAGACAUGGGCAAAGCACACAAAGAGCAAGAGGCACAACUGAGAAAGCAGCGGCGGCUCGUCAAGACACAACUGUUAAAAUUCAUGACAGUCGGCGCGAGAGUGGUCAGAGGCGUAGACUGGAAAUGGAGGGAUCAGGACGGAAACCCCCCGGGAGAAGGUACAGUAACCGGAGAACUACAUUCGGGUUGGAUCGACGUAACGUGGGACCACGGCGGCUCAAAUUCGUAUCGUAUGGGAGCCGAAGGCAAAUACGACUUGAAACUGGCCCCGAACUUUGAUUUGCUCGAAUCGUCGGCAAAACUCGCGCAGCAGAAAACAACAAAAAGCGGCAAAGAAGAGAAGACGGGCGCGGGGAGUGUUUUAACCAGUCGCAAGAGCAGCUCUACUCCGAGUUUACCGGAAGCCACCAACGAGGACAACAAGAGUUCAGUUGCGUCCACGGAACAGGCCGCUUCGGCCGAUAAUUUGGCCGCCAAACAGAUCGCGGAGAGCGUUUUGAGUGGGGCGAGGAACGAAGCUGUUACUGCUUUGGUAGCCGUAACAUCGGAAAGUCAAGCGGCCCGUAGCACCGACAGCGAGUUGAGCGUGAUAGUACAUCCGCUCCGCGAUCCCCACCACGAUUUGUCGACGAUCAAUUGCAACAGCAGCGACCUCGCCACCAUCGUGGAAACGUUAACGUUGAACGACCCGAAGCCGUCAACGUCGACGGUCAAACGGCAAAACAGCGACAACAUCAGCGCGUCCGAUCAAGAGUCGAUGGCUCAGAAGACUCAGAAAGCGGCGGCCAAGACGUCGGGAAGCGGAGGCGGCGGUACCAGCAGGGAGCGAAAAGUUUCCAAUGUGGUGGCCGCCCAGAGUUUCGUCGAAGCAGUCGAGGCCUUCGAUAGGAUUCGAGAGGGAUCUGAUAUGUUGAUCAAUAACACGAAUAACUUUUUGUCCACGGAGUUUCUACAGUCGGCGUUGAGUUUUGGGCAACAGCCAGGCGCUACAGUUAGGAUCUCGGUACCAUCGACCUCAAAAACUGACUCUGCGAGCGCGGAAGAUCCAAGCAAGAAAAAAUCAGAUGGCGACGAUCAGAGCGUGACCACUUUAAGCGACAACGAGGAGGCCGUGAACAACGCGAAUAACGCGAAAAAUAAUUCGAUCAUGGUGACGAAUCCUAUGAGCGUCAGCGUACCCAAUUUAACCAGUACCGAGGCGAAUAGUCAAAUUGAGACAACUACUACUGCUGGUCUACUAGAGACGUUCGCCGCCUUGGCCCGGCGACGUCAAUCGGGCGCCUCGACAACCGGAAGCUCCCACUCUCGUAGCAGCGCCCACGGCAACAACGCCCAUCAGGUGGCCAAUCAAAACGCGCAGAACAACCAGAACGCCUCGUCCGCGUGUAUUUUCCCGCGCGGACCGAACUCCGUCUCCAGCUUGGUCCGGUUGGCGUUGAGCAGCAACUUCCCGAGCGGUUUACUCAGCACCGCACAAAGUUAUCCGAGUUUAUCUUCUAGUAAUAACAGCGGGGGUGGCGGCAGAGGGGGACAACAGGGCGGUGGCGGUGGGAUCUCAACUACGGCCGUGGAAUUUUUAGGGGCAGUUCAGGGACUUAGUCAGGCCUUAACGAUGAGUUUGACUUCUACGAGUAGCGACAGCGAGCAAGUAUCCCUCGAGGAUUUUUUGGAAUCGUACCGGGCACCCACUUUGUUGGCCGAGCUGGACGACGACGAGGAAAUGGGAGAUAACGAUGAUGAGAAUGAUGAUGAUGAGAACGAGGACGAUGCGGACUACGAAGAGGUGAUGGUAUCCAGGAACCUGUUAAGUUUCAUGGAAGAAGAAGGUUUCGACCCGUUACACAACGCAAAACGCCGAUCGUGGGACGACGAGUACGUAGUCAAGAGGCAGUUUAGCGCAUUGAUUCCGGCGUUCGAUCCCAGACCGGGCAGAACAAAUAUUAAUCAGACUAGUGAUUUAGAAAUACCGCCGCCAGGUCAAGAAGAAACAACAUCAACCCACGAGCACGAAUACUUGCCGCAGCCAAAGAUCCAGUUGACCCUAAAAGGGCCGAACAUGCCCGGUAUAAACGACGUCGAAAUCGACUUAGCCGAUCCGUCUUGGACGAUUUUCAGGGCCGUGCAAGAGCUCCUACAGACGGCUGAAUUCCCUACCAAACAAGAAAAAUUGAGACGGUUAUGGGAACCGACCUAUUUAAUCGUGUAUAAGGAAUUAAGAGAUGGUUCGCAGGAGCCGGACGAAGGCAGAACGACCCCUCAGGCCUGCAAAAUGUCCCGCAGCAGAGCAAGCUCGAUCGCCGGCAAUUCGCUGUCGCCGUCCACACCUAUACCCGGCACACCCUCGGUGUCCAGUUGCACUGUCGAGGACGUACUUCACCUCCUUCGGCACCUCUUCGUUAUCGCCACGCCCGGACGACCGCAAAAACUUUUAGAUCUGAAAACAUUGGACCACGUUGAAGUCAGUCCGCAGCUGUUUUCCAGCAAGAAAAUCACAAAUAAAUUAUUACAGCAAAUCCAAGACCCGUUGGUGUUAUCCAGCGACAGUUUACCCGGCUGGUGCGAGGAGCUGAACCACUCCUGUCCGUUUUUGUUCCCAUUCGAGACGCGUCAAUUGUUCUUCAAUUGUACGGCGUUCGGGGCGUCGCGGAGUAUCGUGUGGUUGCAGACGCAGCGGGACGUCACCCUGGAAAGACAGCGAACUCCCGGACUGUCGCCACGUAGGGACGAUCCGCACGAAUUUCGAGUGGGCCGGUUGAAACACGAAAGGGUCAAAGUGCCCAGAGGCGAGGAACUCCUAGACUGGGCCAUUCAAGUAAUGAAAAUCCACGCAGAAAAGAAGUCAAUCCUAGAAGUGGAAUUCGUAGGCGAGGAGGGCACAGGCCUCGGCCCCACUUUAGAGUUUUACGCCCUUGUAGCGGCCGAAUUGCAACGUCGCGACUUGUGCAUGUGGAUCUGCGACGACGAACUCGGCAACUCCGAGUCCACCGGCGGGAUGCUCGAUUUGGGCGAAGGUCUCAAGCCGCCCGGUUUCUACGUGCGACGACCGUCCGGUCUGUUUCCCGCCCCGUUGCCCCAACACGGCGACGCGUGCGACAAAGCCGCUAAGUACUUCUGGUUCCUCGGGGUAUUUUUGGCGAAAGUGUUGCAGGACGGGCGGCUCGUAGAUUUGCCUCUGAGCAAUAGUUUCUUGAAGCUGAUGUGUCACGGAGAGAUUCAGAAUAACGUCAACGAGAAGAUCGGUUUGGUGCCGAAGAAGAUGCCGGACAGCGAGGAUAUUAUGACAUCCAGUUAUAUUUCCGAGGAGAGCGAGAAGGAGUUGGAGUUGGAUCCGCCAAAGAUUAAUGUAGAAGCUCGAAACCCAUGGUACGCAAACAUCUUAAACGAGACCGAUUUGUACGAAAUCGACCCUCACAGAGCGACUUUCCUGAAAGAAAUCAAAGAACUGGUGCGACAAAAACACAAAAUAAUGCAAGACAACAGCCUCUCGCCGGAGGCGAAGGCGCACCAAAUACAGAAUUUACCGCUUCACGUGCAUGCCUCCGGUCCGGUUUACUUGAGCGAUUUAGCGUUAUCGUUUACUUACUCGCCGGGCAGCGAAGUUUACGGUUACGAGAACGUGAAUCUGGUGCCCAACGGGGCCGACAUCGAGGUCACCAUGGAAAACGUCGAGGAGUACGCCGAGUUGACGACCGCGUUUUGUCUGGAAGUGGGCCUCGCCCGGCAACUGGACGCGUUUUAUAAGGGAUUCUGUCAGGUGUUCCCUAUGGAGAAAUUGGCCGCGUUCAGUCCCGACGAGAUGGCGCUGAUGCUGUGCGGAAACCAGAACCCCGAAUGGACCAGGGAGGAUCUGCUCAAUUAUACAGAGCCCAAGUUGGGUUAUACAAAAGAGAGUCCCGGUUUCCAGCGGUUCAUUAACGUCCUGGUCGCGAUGUCCGCCGAGGAACGAAAGGCGUUCCUCCAGUUCACGACCGGUUGCAGUUCUCUGCCGCCAGGAGGACUCGCGAACUUGUACCCGCGCCUCACCAUAGUAAGGAAAGUAGACGCGGACUCUGGCUCUUAUCCCUCGGUGAACACUUGCGUGCACUACCUGAAAUUACCCGAUUACCCCACCGAGGAGGUGCUCAGGGAGCGUCUUCUCGCCGCCACUAAAGAAAAAGGGUUCCACUUGAAUUAAUUCAAUCUCUUUUUUUGUAAUAAUAACAAUAAUCGAUAUCUAUUUAUAAUAUAAACCAAAUAAUUAUUGAUUAGUGUUUAGUGUACUACUCGAGUAACGAAUUAGUGAUAUGAAUAAAUUUAUUAUAACUUAAUAGGUGGGGUGGUGUUGUGGAGAGUUUUCGUAGGUUCCUUAUUGUCGUACUUUUUAGUUUGUUCUCCUUUUUUUUUUCUUUUUUUCUGUUUGGUGCUAAUCGUGUUUUGUUUUUCGGAAAUCUCUUACUAUUUUAAAUUAUAUAGAAAAAGACAGAGGUUGUAUGUGAUAAGCAUUUAUUCUAUAGGGAGGCGCUUAGAACUUACACAGAGAGAAAGUUUAUGUAAAUAAAGAAGCUAUCCAAGAAU
Molecule: messenger RNA, 8569 nt
Organism: Anthonomus grandis grandis
Lineage: Eukaryota; Metazoa; Arthropoda; Insecta; Coleoptera; Curculionidae
Gene: Ufd4
Product: E3 ubiquitin-protein ligase Ufd4
Exons: 26
Coding region: 207-8189 (2660 amino acids)
Biological process (GO): proteasome-mediated ubiquitin-dependent protein catabolic process; anatomical structure development; protein K63-linked ubiquitination
Cellular component (GO): nuclear speck
Molecular function (GO): protein binding; metal ion binding; ubiquitin protein ligase activity
Source: RefSeq, a predicted model, not a curated record